Messenger RNA from Prosopis cineraria, 1762 nucleotides. Its product is annotated as receptor-like serine/threonine-protein kinase At1g78530. Gene Ontology annotation, biological process: protein phosphorylation. The record is from RefSeq and is a predicted model, not a curated record. The transcript has 6 exons. Gene Ontology annotation, molecular function: ATP binding; protein kinase activity. Bases 306 to 1421 code for a protein of 371 amino acids. Lineage: Eukaryota; Viridiplantae; Streptophyta; Magnoliopsida; Fabales; Fabaceae.
GGUAGGCUUUUCUUCACGUCAAACUAUUCAUGAUCAAAGAUCUUGUCUUCUCAUUUUACUUGAACAAUCCGUUCACUUUUUCUUCUCGCUACCACUUUUCGCGCUCUUUCUUCUUAAUCAUAAAUUCAAGUGUUUACUUAUGGAGUCUGAUGUGAAAUGGUCAACAUUGGAGCUUCCAUGAGGCAGUAACUUACGAGGUCAUGAGUGAGCAGAAAGGGAAAGUUCUGACAGUCAUACUGGAUCAAUUCCCUUCUAUGAAGAUAAAUCACUGUUCUUAAAGUAACAGAAUCACCUUGUCGAACCAAAUGAGCAAGUCUCUGGUUUUAGCCUUUUACAUCACCAUAUGCUGCAUCUCUUUUGUCAUUUCCAAGAUCAUCAUCUCAAUUCUCCUCUACAAAAGAUGGAAGAGGAAGCACAUGGUUUAUGACGGAGUUUAUCCAGGUAUAGCAGGAAAAGUAAUCAUGAUUGUCAGUCUGGAUUCCCUGAGAAGUGGGAAGAUGGUGAUAUUUAGGUGUUCAGUGGUUCAAUCUCUGACAUCUGAUGUGGUUUUAAAGAAGACAUUGAAACUGAGCAACAAGGACAUUAUUGGAUCUGGUGGGUAUGGGACAGUUUAUAGACUGCAAAUAGAUGACUCCACAGCCUUUGCAGUGAAAAGACUCAGCAAAGGAACUGCAGAUAGAGAGAGAGGCUUUGAGAGAGAGUUGGGAGCAAUGGCAGACAUAAAACACCGCAAUAUUGUGACUCUUCACGGUUACUAUACUGCCCCUCACUACAACUUUCUCAUAUAUGAGCUCAUGCCUCAUGGAAGCUUGGAUUCCUUUCUACAUGGAAGAUCAAAGAACAAGUUGUUUCUGGAUUGGCCAACAAGGUACAGAAUAGCCAUAGGUGCUGCCAGGGGAAUAUCAUAUCUUCACCAUGAUUGCAUACCUCACAUUAUCCACAGGGAUAUCAAGUCAAGUAAUAUAUUGCUGGAUCACAGCAUGGAGGCUCGAGUUUCUGAUUUUGGAUUAGCCACCUUAAUGGAACCGAACAAAACUCAUGUUACAACCAUUGUGGCUGGCACUUUCGGAUACUUAGCCCCUGAAUAUUUUGAUACGGGAAGAGCAACUGUAAAAGGGGAUGUUUACAGCUUUGGAGUUGUAUUAUUGGAGCUUUUAACUGGGAAGAAACCCACUGAUGAAUCAUUUAUAGAGGAAGGAACCAAGCUUGUCACGUGGGUGAAGGCUGUAGUUCAAGAGAAGAAGGAGGAUCUAGUUCUUGACAAUACCUUAGGGUCUUGUCCCAUGCAAGAGGUAGACAAUGUGUUCGACGUUGCAAUGAUGUGUCUUGAACCAAAUCCUCUCAAGAGACCAACCAUGGCUGAGGUUGUCACCUUACUGGAGCAAACAUGCCCUCACAAACUUGUUAAAUCUCCCUCCUGAACCUGAUAGGGUUAUUCUGAAGAUUCGAGUGAGAACUUGUUCUGUUAUUAUAGGAAACUUUAGACAUUGCAAUUAUGCACAGUAACAUUAUUAUAAUUGAGCAUGACAAUAGAUUAAGUAUGUGUUUGGAAUCAAGUUGGAGUGGCACCAAAAUCACAUUUUGCGAGGAGUAAAACUCUCGUUUCUUUUGCGAAGGUCACAUUUUGGCACUUCUAAAAUGUGGUUCCAAACAUGCUGUAAGAUGUAUAAGGCUGAAAUAGGAAUAGGACAAAAUGGAUGUGGCUCUUACAAACGGUGUAAUUUGUUUGAAAAUUGUGAAUUAACAUCCAAAUCUUUUUUUC